AUGACAUUGCGAAAAUUCCAGAUUCAGGAACAGCGCAACUUCAAGUUUCACGCAGUUGGCAACAUCUCACACGAAUCAUCAGAGGCGAAGGUCAAAGAAGAAAGUCCCCGCGUGUUCUUCCUACCGAAGACACUGAACUGGUACAUUGGUCGCAGGCCCCGGACGGCUUUCACAGGAACGCAGAUUGAGCUUCUGGAAAGUGUAUUCCAGGUGAACUCCUACCCAGGUAUAGAUGUAAGGGAGGAGCUGGCACAAAGACUGGACUUGGACGAAGACAGGAUACAGAUUUGGUUUCAGAACCGUCGGGCGAAGCUGAAGCGGUCACACAGAGAGUCACAGUUUCUCAUGGUGAUAAAAGCCUUCACCGAUCUCCAGGGCUCAUCAGAAUAG
This is a messenger RNA of Anguilla anguilla (European eel), 390 nucleotides long. RefSeq names its product homeobox protein ANF-1-like. The record is from RefSeq and is a predicted model, not a curated record. Gene Ontology annotation, molecular function: RNA polymerase II cis-regulatory region sequence-specific DNA binding; DNA-binding transcription repressor activity, RNA polymerase II-specific. Lineage: Eukaryota; Metazoa; Chordata; Actinopteri; Anguilliformes; Anguillidae. Gene Ontology annotation, biological process: regulation of transcription by RNA polymerase II; forebrain development; pituitary gland development. Gene Ontology annotation, cellular component: nucleus.